Molecule: messenger RNA, 971 nt
Organism: Eleginops maclovinus (Patagonian blennie)
Lineage: Eukaryota; Metazoa; Chordata; Actinopteri; Perciformes; Eleginopidae
Gene: bloc1s3
Product: biogenesis of lysosomal organelles complex-1, subunit 3
Exons: 5
Coding region: 157-744 (195 amino acids)
Cellular component (GO): BLOC-1 complex
Source: RefSeq, a predicted model, not a curated record
ACUCAGAUAGGAUUGGGUCUUUGAAAACAAUCCACUUCCUUAUUGCUCAUGUGAUUUGUGUUUAUGAUAUCACAGAGAAGAUUUGACAGUUUGUGGAUUAUUGGACCCUAUAUUUUACCUUAGCUUUUAGCUAACAUUAUACAGAAGAUUCUCGUCAUGUCCAGCAGUUACCAGAUAGUGGUACAGGGCGAGGCCUCUGAGACAGACUCCGAUGAUGAAGUCUACAUCACCUCCAUGACUGCUCCCCAAACUGCCACCGUGGGAGCAAAGGUUCCUGGGGAGGCAUCUGAAACAGACAGUGAGGGUGAGGAGGAGCAGCCGGGCAGAUCCUCCUCUCUGAGCCAGGAGAGCACUCAGAUCCUCAGGAGAGACCUCCCUCCUCUUAUCGUAGUUAGAGACAAUCCUGAUAUUCAGUCGAUAGUGGAAGACAGGCCCAGUCCCACACACAGGCCACAAGGUGACACCCUCUUACAACAAAAGCUGCAGGAAUCUAACAGCCGGCUGUAUUCUGAUGUGGGACAGACACUACGACAUGGCUAUGGCAGUGCCAGUAGAGAGGUGCAAAGUGCAACCUCUCAGCUGAAUACUUCGCAGAGCGCCAUCAUCAAUGCCUCCCACAGCAUCAGAUUAAUCCUGGAUGACCUAAAGGCGGUGUCCGAGAAGAUUGACAUCAUUACCAGCUGUCAAAUACUGCCAGAUAUUAAUAUCAACAAUCAAAACAAUUAUACUACUCCUAUAUCUUAAACAAAUGAAAAUAUAUAUUUAAAAUGUUAUUGUCAUAAAGCCUGUCUUUUUAAUUAACAGCUACCCACUUUCUGUUUUGAGCUCAUGGAAAUGUUUUGUUUCUGUUUUUUCCCUUUAUUAUUUGACAAUAUUUAUUUAACACAUUAUGUUUUUAACACUUUUUUCUGAACCCCGUUGGUUCAUUGAUGUGGCCUUGAAUAAAAAAAAGUGCUGGUGAUUAAAAACAA